Messenger RNA from Syngnathus typhle (broad-nosed pipefish), 1805 nucleotides. RefSeq names its product v-fos FBJ murine osteosarcoma viral oncogene homolog Aa (gene fosaa). The record is from RefSeq and is a predicted model, not a curated record. Lineage: Eukaryota; Metazoa; Chordata; Actinopteri; Syngnathiformes; Syngnathidae. The coding region runs from base 68 to 1219 and encodes 383 amino acids. Gene Ontology annotation, biological process: regulation of transcription by RNA polymerase II. Gene Ontology annotation, cellular component: nucleus. The transcript is spliced from 4 exons. Gene Ontology annotation, molecular function: RNA polymerase II cis-regulatory region sequence-specific DNA binding; DNA-binding transcription factor activity, RNA polymerase II-specific.
CUCCCAAGAAGCAUUUUUCUCUUUUUAUUUUUGAAAUUAUUGUCAACUAUUUUGGUGUGUCUUCGUGAUGCUUCGUAAAGAGAAUACGCCAGACAUGGAAGUAGAGUCCCCCACCUGCCGGGCGGACUCUCCCGCCGGGAUAAGGUGCCAGGAGACGGCCGAGGGGGCGAACUCUCCUGCCUCCUCCACAUCCUCCUCUUCCUCGGGGGACAACGCAAAGGACAUCUGCCAAGACCCACUAUUUGUUCCGACCGUGACUGCAAUCUCCUCCAGCCCUGAUUUCCAGUGGAUGGUCCAGCCUACAAUCAUCACAUCCGUUUCCCCGUCUCCAGGUUGCGAGCCAGCCAAUGAGCCGAAGAGCUCUCGCCAGGCAACACCCAUAAGAGAGAGCAGGAAUAAGGGAAAGAAUGCAGCGAGGAAAGCAAAAGCAGAGCAGCUGUCUCCAGAGGAGGAGGAGAAGAAGAGGAUCAGGAGGGAGAGGAAUAAAAUGGCUGCUGCCAAGUGCCGCAACCGCCGGAGGGAACUGACGGAUACGCUGCAAGCUGAGACGGACAAGCUGGAGGAGGAAAAAGCAUCCCUGGAGACAGAAAUCGCCAACCUCCUCAAAGAGAAGGAGCGUUUGGAAAUCAUUCUGGCCACACAUAAACCCGUGUGCCAAGUGUCCGAAGAUAUGGAGUCAGUGUUCCAGGAUUCCGCCGGAUCCCUUGAAAUCCCACCAAGUCCGGAGGAGGACCAGGUCCCAGACGACGGCGUGCAGGAAGCUCCUUCGCUUCAAGACAUGGACGUCCCCAACGAUCCGUCCGUAGCCAUCUCAGGGAACUCCAACAUCCUGUUGUGUGCCAGCGCUGAAAUCAGCAUCUGCGAUCUGGAGCCUUCUCUGGACAUUAAGUCGGGGCUUCUGGAUGCUAUGCUACCUACCUUCGGGGAUAAGCCACCCAUGGAGACGGCCCGGUCGGUUCCGGACAUCGACUUGAGCGGCUCUCUCGGGGUCUCCGACUGGGAGACCCUGUACAAGUCCGUCUCCAGCGACCUGGAGCCCCUCAGUACUCCCGUGGUGACCUCCACUCCGACCUGCAGCAGCUAUCUGUCCGUCUUUACCUUCUCCUGUCCCGAGUUGGACUUGCUCACAGAAGGACUGGACAACCAUAAAGGAGGAGGCGGAGGAGGAAAAGCCGAAUCUGUCGAUCAUCUCAACUCUCCAACUUUGCUGGCCCUAUAAAGGGAGGUGAUGCGUGUCACUUGUUUCUCUCUCUUGCAGGUUCUGGACUUUGGAGACCAGAAGUGAGCAACUUACAUGUGGAACCGUGUGUAAGCGGUAAGGCUUUGAGGAUGACUACAUUUAAGAAAGACACAUAUCCAACAGUGUGCUAAUGUCGCGCGGCGUCCAGUUUGACAGAAGCGAGCUCUCCAUUCAAAUGCAUGCGGAGAAGUCUCCAGAUCAUUUUCAAAACUUAUAUACUGUACAGCAUAUCUAUCAGUAUAUAUGAUCCGUUACUAGAUCUAGGAUGUAAUGUGGAAUUUAACGUGUCUGUAUGGUUUUGUGUUUUAGUGUCCUGAUUACUCUUAAUGCCGUACUCACACACACAAAACACUUUCAUCCAUGCUUACCUCAAUGUCACCGAUUGUGGUUUUGACCUCAUUGUUGAGAAAGUUUUCCAUGAAAACAUCCAGUGCUAUAUACUAUAUAUCUAUCGAGAUGUAACUUAUGAUUUAUUUUUCUACCUGUCAGAUUUUGUUAAAGGAGAGAUUGAGCAUUGAGUGCUUAUCUAUACUGUUGAAUAACAAUAAAAAAGAAAUUGACUGAG